AUGCAAACUCAGGAAAAGGAUAAUUGGCUAGAAGCUAUGUCAGCCGAGAUGGCUGCUCAUCAAACCAAUCAAACCUGGAUUGAAGUCCCACGGCCAACCAAUAAGCAAAUUCUUACUUGUCGCUGGGUAUUUUCGAAGAAACCAGGAAACAAGUUUAAGGCUCGCUUGGUGGCGCAUGGGCACCAGCAGCUGAAAAACCAGGAGUUUAAAGAAACUUUUUCACCUGUAAUAAGAACUGAGUCUAUAAAAAUUUUGCUUGCUGUUUCCGCACUUACCAACAAAAUCGUCCAUGCGAUGGACGUCAAUAAUGCCUUUUUGAAUGGCAUUUUGGAUUCCGAGGUCUUUAUGACUCAAGCUCCAGGCUUCGAGUCAGAAAACAACACCGUAUACAAGUUGGUAAAGUCUAUUUACGGACUUCGUGAAGCACCAGCAGUGUGGAACCGUGUGUUAUCUGAUGUAUUAGUUAAAGAUGGUUUUAAGAGAGUUGAAUCAGAGAUAAGCUUAUAUUUGAAAAAAGGAAUUAUGGUUGGUGUUUAUGUUGAUGAUAUUCUAAUUUCAGCAGAAACAGAGGGAGAGAUUGAUAAGGUUAAACUGCUCCUAAAGAGUAAUUUCCGUAUGAAAGAUAUGAAGGGUAUAACCAAGUUCAUUGGAAUGAAUAUCAAACAAUCUCCAUUGGGAAUCGAAAUCUCACUUAGUGAUUAUAUUGAGAAGAUGUUGGAGGAUUUUGGAAUGACUGAAUGCAAUACCGUGAGAACACCUACUAUGAGUGGUUUAGACUUAGAGACUAUCGAUGCUGAACCAAAACUAUGCGAUGCUACUGAAUAUAGGUCGCUUGUCGGGAAGUUGAUUUUCUCCGCCAAUGUGUGUCGUUUUGACACAGCUUACAUAACUGGUGUGUUAGCUCGUCAUUUCCAUGCACCUGAAGAACGACACUACAAAGCUGCUAAACAUGUGCUUAGAUAUUUAAAAGGCACGAAGGAUUUUGCGUUAAGUUAUAAUAACCAUGAGGGUAUACAAGUAUUUUGUGAUGCAGAUUGGGCAUCUACUUCAAGAGAUAGAAAGUCUUUAACUGGGUAUUUGGUCAAACUUGGAGGUUCGGCUAUCAGCUGGUCUUCAAAAAAGCAGCACUCCGUCUCUUUGAGUACAACAGAGAGUGAAUUCUAUGCUAUGUGCUCAGUUGCUAAAGAAAUUGUAUGGAUUCUACUGGUUUUGGAUCCGAUGGACCUAGCUAUUGAGUUACCAAUCACUGUAUACAGUGAUAAUCAGUCCGCAAUUAGUUUAGCGAGUCAUCCUACGUUACAUGCACGGACUAAACAUAUUAGUAUCCGUUGCCAUUAUAUCAGAGAUUUAAUUGCGAGUGGGAUAAUCGUGUUCCGUCAUAUAUCUACUGUUGAAAUGCAGGCGGAUUUAUUGACCAAGGGGUUGGAACAUGUUAAGUUUACAAGAUUACUAAACAAGUGUGGUUUAAAGAAGAGUAGCUUGCAUUAA
This is a messenger RNA of Candida dubliniensis CD36, 1488 nucleotides long. Its product is annotated as Ty1/Copia family ribonuclease HI. The transcript has a single exon. Lineage: Eukaryota; Fungi; Ascomycota; Pichiomycetes; Serinales; Debaryomycetaceae. The record is from RefSeq and is a predicted model, not a curated record. Bases 1 to 1488 code for a protein of 495 amino acids.